UACAGACAAAUGAGUCGUUGGUCCAAUAAUUUAUCGGCUGCAUUUGUGCAUUUAUUCUCGUUCGUUUCCCUAACAAAUCUUAUUGCUAUUUCUUUAGAACGGCUACACGCAACAUUUUGUCCAUUCAGGCAUCGCUUUGUGAGGAAAUGGAUUUAUGGAGCCAUAAUUAUUGUCAUUUGGUUUAUAGCUAUUGUUAGAGAAGCCGCUCAAAUUUUCUUAGGGGAAAUUGGUUAUUCCAAGAUAAUUAAUACCUACUUGUUUCUCCCAUUUUAUGGAGUUUCUUUAUUUGUUAUCUGUGUAUCUUACAUCCUCAUUGUUAUCAAAGUGCGAUGUAGUCGUCAUCCCCAAUUCCAUUCUAGGUCCAAAAGAGAAAGAAAACUGACGGGUACCGCACUUAUCGUCUCACUUGUAUCGUUACUUUGUUUUCUACCACUGACAAUAUAUUUAGCACGUUUUAGUCUUUCCUUCGCUAAUUUCGUGCAUGUUCAUAUUCAUCUGGCUGUGACAGUUCUAUUUUUAGCUAACUCACUGGUAAAUCCUAUAAUUUACGCUCUUCGGAUGCCAGGAUUCAGAGAAGGGUUAUCACAGCUAGUUUGCAGGGUCCCAGACCUUUCACGUAUCACCCCAGCAAACCUGCCACUUCGUAACCUAAGGAGAACGUAG
Messenger RNA from Pocillopora damicornis (cauliflower coral), 663 nucleotides. RefSeq names its product somatostatin receptor type 5-like. The record is from RefSeq and is a predicted model, not a curated record. Lineage: Eukaryota; Metazoa; Cnidaria; Anthozoa; Scleractinia; Pocilloporidae.